AAAAUCCUGGAGGAAAUCAAUGGCCGAAAAUUUGCGCCUCCAACAUCCUGCGAGGAAAAAGCAGGGCGAGGAAGAAUAGGACCCGCUACUGCGACAACAAAGGCCGCUGGACGUCCCUGAGGGACGCGAAAGCGCCACAGGUGGCAUAAUUUCGAUUUAAUUGCCGAUGUGACUUCUGCGGGCCUUCCUCUUAUCACUGUUCGGCGGAUCGGCGAGAGCGACCGAGGCCUCGGCGAGCUCCGGCGAAAUAGCGAUAGCUGAACAUUGCGGGAAGGCGGCGUGAGAGCCGAUAGCUGUUAAGGACUCGAGGGACAAACUCGGUGGCAAAUAAUCGGCGGAUUUUUAGAUCCUGCUACGAGAAUCUGGUCCGAGAGAUGUCCAGCAGGAACUCGGAAUUCCGCCUGGAAUUGUACAACUUGACUGAGAUUCGGGAAUGCACCACCAUUCAGCAAUACACUACCCAGGAGCAGGGAAUCCAGACCGACAAGGUCUGGUCGCAAGACUACGCCCUCGAUGAAAUGCGCGCGCGAAAUAGGGAGACCCAGGACCGUGAGGUGCAGACUGACCCGCCGAGCACAAUCGGCACUCAGACCGAUCAUAAGCCCCCUGAAUCAGCAACUAUCGUACCGUUGUCAACUGUAACGAAGCUCGAGCAACCUAAUGAGCACGAUCGCAUCCGGGAUUUGCGCGUGGAUCUAACAUUGGCGCGAUCAGGUCAGGCAUGCCGAGCGAAAUUCUCUUUGCACAGAUCGUCUCCGGGCUCGUCAUCCAUUCGGUCGAGCCUGACUCCCGGACGAUCCACAUCCUCUUUGAGAGAGGAAUCGAGCAGGAGGGCCAUAGCGAGCGGAUGCCAGAGCGCGUCGCCAGGUAGAUCCUUUAGGAGGAAGUUCAAAACUGGCAAAUUCUUUGAAAAUGCGAGCCGACCCGUUGUAUGUUGGAACUGCCGUUCCGCGCAGCAUUACUAUUCCGACUGUCCAUGGCCCCGUGAACGCCAGUAUUGUUACGGAUGCGGCCGAGACGGAGUGACGCUGCGCACGUGUCCCAGCUGUGGAAUCGAAUGGAAGAAUUCGGGGACCUACCACCCAGACAUGGGCCAUCUCGGAACCCGAAAGUUCUCCAAGCAGCUAACAAUCGAUACCUCUUCCGUGUCCUCUCCCGAAUAAAACUCGCCGCGGGAUAAAGCAAUAUCACAUCAUAAGUAGGAAUAAAGGAAUCGACAAGAAGCUGCGUUUAAAUAGAUUGCCCUUUUCCGGCCCCAAAAGGGCGAAAUCCGAUAAUUUAUUUUAAUCUCCGCAAUAUAUUUCUUUUUAGAACUAAAUUUUAACGAAAUACUUAAUUUUUAAUGGAAUAAAAGUUAUAUUUAAGCCGA
This is a messenger RNA of Cataglyphis hispanica, 1369 nucleotides long. RefSeq lists its product as uncharacterized. Lineage: Eukaryota; Metazoa; Arthropoda; Insecta; Hymenoptera; Formicidae. Gene Ontology annotation, molecular function: zinc ion binding; nucleic acid binding. The record is from RefSeq and is a predicted model, not a curated record. The transcript is spliced from 2 exons. The coding region runs from base 375 to 1163 and encodes 262 amino acids.